This is a messenger RNA of Coffea eugenioides, 5411 nucleotides long. RefSeq names its product zinc finger-containing ubiquitin peptidase 1. The transcript is spliced from 8 exons. The record is from RefSeq and is a predicted model, not a curated record. Bases 105 to 1412 code for a protein of 435 amino acids. Lineage: Eukaryota; Viridiplantae; Streptophyta; Magnoliopsida; Gentianales; Rubiaceae.
AGAAAAACAAUUUUAGGAAGGCAGAAAUCGGAGUCAGAAGUAGUGCUGUCCUGUUACUAAAUAAAUAGGUGGGGGGAUCGGAAGUUUACGUUAAUGUUAGGACCAUGGAGUACUACUCUUUUUGCCCAGUGUGUAAUUUGCAGAUUCUCUCCAACGAAAUCGAGAGGCAUGCAAACGAUCACUUCGCUGACCAUGAACUCGCCCGGGACUUAGAAUUCGCCCAACAAAUUCAGCUUGCGCCCCCUACUCCUCUGGUUGAUAGUGCCAUGCAUUGUCAAAGCAAUUUCUCGGAUACCCAUCAGAGCACUUCCUUGUUGAGGGAUGCCGCCGCUGAGACUGAUGCUUGUGAAGGGAGUGAUGUUGAUGGGAAAUUCUGCUCUUUGAUCAGUUUGCAACUUAAGGAGACCUUCUAUCAAGUAGAGGGUGGUUUGAUCGCUUUGCUCAGAAAUUGUUUGGCAUCCGAGUCUCAAGAUACAACCAGUAUUUUGUCCGGGUAUGUUGAUCAUUUCCAAAGCCGAGAAUGGGAAGACAUUGGGUGGGGUUGUGGAUGGCGUAAUAUUCAGAUGCUUAGCUCGCAUUUGAUCACACAAAGGCAAGAGGCAAGGGAGGUUUUGUAUGGUGGUGCUGGAUUUGUGCCUGAUAUUGCUUCUCUCCAAAGAUGGCUUGAAAUUGCAUGGGAACUUGGAUUUGAUGCACAAGGUUCAAAUGACUUUGAUAGGGAGAUCUAUGGCAAAAGGAAUUGGAUCGGAACUACUGAGUGCGCUGCACUUUUUCGUUCUUUCGGGCUACGUGCCAUGGUAGUGGAUUUCUGUAGCAAGGGAACCCCAUCUGCAUCUUCAACCACUGCAUUACACCAUGGGAAAAUGGCUAGCGAGGAAAUUGUUGGCAAGGGGAAGUUGACAAAGGUCUAUGGGCCCAUGGAUAGAUAUUUGUCUAGACGAGAUAAUAGCUUUACCCAUGAAAUUUUCACUAUGCCUGAAGACUGUACGCAUUCAUGUGGCCCUGUUGGGAAGAUCAAAGGUCAUGGAGUAAUCAUUGACUGGGUGUGGAAUUAUUUUUCUGACAACAAUUCCACUAAACCUAGCAGUCACCGUGUUGUUCUCAGUGAGAAAGCAUGCAGGCCCUUGUACUUCCAACAUGAUGGUCACUCAAGAACCAUCGUGGGGAUUCAAGCUAAACGCCAGACUAAUGGGAACUAUCAAUACAAUUUACUAAUCUUGGACCCUGCUCAUAGAACAGAAGCUCUUGCAAAGUCUCUCGAACAAAACUUUGGAUGGCAAAAGCUGAUAAAGAGAGGUAUCCACACACUGAAGAAGCCGCAGUAUCAGCUUUGCUUUAUUGAGCCUGGAAUUGCAUCUGGAGAGGAGAUUGACCAGCUGAAGGUCUUAUACGGCAUCAAUAUUGAAGUGUAGUGUCAAGGGCUUCCUGAACUAGUUUCUCUGAUUCUGAAUCAAGGGCACUGGUUGCCUCAUCAAGCAAAAGAAUUGGAGGGUUCUUGAGGAUGGCUCUUGCUAUUGCAAUUCUUUGUUUCUGUCCGCCAGACAAUUGGAGACCCCGCUGUCCUACCUGUAAUUGUUCAACCGAUCAGAAUGUUCACUUGCCAUUGGAUUUGUACUUUAGCAGUAAAAUGACCGGCCGCAACUCAUCACCAGGCACCAUAGCAUGUGCAAAUUGGGGAGGGGGGACUGGGUUUAUCUCUUUGAAUAGGGGGAUAAAGACAAGCACGUAUCCACCUUUUUGUAACGAAAGAGGAACUCUAAACAUUGAGACCAUUAACAAGUGCUUGGUACUCACUGGUGAUUGGUUUUAUAUAUCAGGGAUUAAUAUCUGAGAAUAUUUUUCAAGUGUUGACUGUGCCGUCUAUUUUAUGAUUUGAAUACAUGGUCAUAAAUGAUAGUAAUUCAAAUUUUGCUCUUUAAAAUGCAACCAGGUGUUUGUUUACUUUGCAUAUCAGGUAAGUUCUGUUAGCUCCGCUUGAGUUUGAUAUGUGUAACUACUAGUGUGUCAUUCCAGUCUGGUGGAUCACGAUUUUCAAAUGAUAUAAUGCAGCAGGUGAAGAUUUCAGUAACUUGAAGCUGCUGAAGACUCAUCAGAAAGGACAACAAUAAUGAUUGGUUGUUGACAUUACUGUAGCUGAGGAUGCAAAGGAACUGAAUGGAAGUGCCAUUCUCUCUUUGCUGGAGUAUGUUCACUUUUCUCAGGUUGACUGCUUUACUAUUUCUUUAUGCAUUGCAAAAAUGUUUAUGAUGUUUUUUGCUAGUUUUUAUCACUCAUCAGUGGAAAAUGUAAUUGUGCCUGUGAUAGGGAUUUUUGAAAGGAGUAGAAUCAGUAUCAAAUGUAGUGAUUUUGUUGAAAAGUGCCUGACCUCUGUUAAAUACUUGUCUGGUAGUUGGGAUAUAAAAGAAUCUGCAUUUGCUAAAAGUGCAGCAUGCUGGAUCUCUUCAUCAUCUGCAUCCAUCUUUCCUAUCUUGAUGUUAUCCUUGAUAUUACCAGCAAAGAGUGAUGGCUCCUGGGAAACUAAGCCGAGGUUUCUCCUGAGGAACUUCAAAUCAAGUUCCUUUAUAUUGUGGUUGUCAAUAAAAAUGUCACCUGAAUGGUUGGUUGUUCGUUUAGAUUGUACUCUUUGUAAUUAUAGUGUGUUAGGACCUUUGUGUAGGAUGCAUGCACACCAUGAUUUUUACCAUCAAAAGACUAUAUGACAUGGUUGAUUUGGGUUUUCCAGGACUACUAACCUUUUUCAGGAUCAUAAAAUCUAGCGAGUAAGGAGAUGAUAGUGCUUUUGCCGCACCCGCUACUUCCGACCAGUGCCACCACCUUUCCUGCUGGGAUUGAAAAUGAGAACCCUUGAAGGAUCACCUUUUCCUGCCGGGAGGGAUUUUCUUUGGAUCACCUGAAAGACUUCCUUCCCUGCAGCUUUUGCUUGGUUGAAUAUCUGCAUGUCUGGUGCAGCAUAAGUGAGUGAUCUGCAAUGAAGAAAGAUGUAAAACCAAUUGGUGACGGUCCCAGCUCGUGGCCUUUCUUCUGCUGUAUGCAGAUGGUUGGCAGAAUCUAUGCACGCAUUUACGAUUUAUGUUUCUUACAUAGCUCCGAAGAGGAUGCUCAUAACUGCAGCUAUGACGUCUCCUCCAGUUGAUCUCUUGUUCACAACAACAACUGCUCCGACCCAAACAAUGAGAGCCCACGAAGUGAAGGUCACAGUUUGAAACAUACCGGUCCCUGCACCCUUUAUUAAUGCUUCUUGCUUGCUUAAAAUGAGUUGCUUCUCUAAGCACUUCGAAAGCGACUUGAUUGCUCGGUUUUCUCCAACAAAUGCGUAUACGGUUUUGAUCUGGGAAAUCGUCUGUUAUGAAAAAGGUAAGCACUGUAUAAGUCCUCCUAACGUUUUGGACAAUGCAUACCUGUUAGCAUCAAAUACCUGAAUCCUGCAGAUGCAGAACUAUUACCUGUUCUACCAGUGAUGUAGCCUCGGAGAGGUACGUCAACUUGGUUGCCGAAAUGGAAUUCAUCUUUUUGGUAUAAUUGGCUCCAAUAAAUAGAAUUAGGGGAACAACGAACAACGUAAGGAGUGACACUUCCCAGCAGGAUAUGAAAGCGACGAGAACCCCCGAAACGAAAGUUGCCAAGCAUGAUAGGAAAUGCCCCAGCUGUAUGCGGGAGGCAAAGACUCGAUUAGAAGAAAUUGUACGACUCUGACUGAAUAAUUGUGCCGUUUGUGUCCGCUAAGCUACCUUUGGUGGUGGUAUGUGUAGGACCAUACACAUAGGCAGGCAAGGUAAUUGUGUUUAAUAAAAUCGAAAUCUGAAAUCUGAAUAUGUGAAGUUAUUGAAAUAUCAAGUAGAAAAAUUCUAACAUUUGAGUGUAUUAUGUAUUAAAUUAUAAGCGAGCAGUUUAUCAUUUAUUGAAAUGUCAGUAAGGUUUAAAUCCAUUAACUUUUUGACUAACGUAUCAAUCACUAGUUUUUUGUCCCCCCCUCCUCCUCCCCUUUCAUUUGUAGAAGCCAUAAGUGAUGGAGACAACACGAAGGAGGAGGAGGAGGUAGGUGCAAACUUAAAAAUGCGGACCUUCUCUCCAAUAGCAUCCUGUAUGAUGCGCAUGUGAUCGGUAAUUCCGGUGAUUACUUUAGCACUGCUUAAAUCUGUAUCGAAAGCUCCCAUCUCCUGCCUCAGUACCGCUCUUAAAAAAGCCAGCCUCAGACGUGAUACUUGUCUUUGGCUUGCAUGCAUCCAGCAUCCUAUCUCUGCAUGCAAUAUUAUAUUUAAAACCAUGGUAUCACAUAAUAUCUGGAAUUUUACUUCAUUCUUCUUUCACCUUCCUUCCCCAGUUUGAUAUUUUGCUUCUGCUCAUUAUAAGAAAGAAAGUUACCUACAACUCCGGCAGGAAACGUUGCAAUGGCCAUGUACCACACAUACGGAACGACCUGGACAACCAGCCAGCCAACCAAUCAACCAAGUGGGGUUCAGAAAUUAAUAUACAAAAAAAAAAAAUAAAAAUUCAGGCCAGUUUCCGGGAACUUUAAAUAAUCAUACGCUGCCCGGUUCUUCUGUUUUGCAGCAGUAAUAAGUGGAGGAGUAUUUAGAUAUUUAGAUUGAGGCUUUCUUACUUGUUUCAGGGCUUUAACCAUGGCAUCAGUGUCGCUUAUGUUGUUACCGUAUGCAUCAAGGGCUCUGCCCAGCAAAAAAUAGCCUAUGGGUUGAGCCAGUCCAUGGAUUAUGGAUCCCAAGGUACCCGUAACCAUCAUUACCCAAUCCCAUGCGUCUGCGUAGCUCAAAAGUUGGCGAAAUGCCAAUCCGCUGAUGAUGUUCUCGUCAGUAGCAGCAGUGGUUGGAUCUGGACGAGCAUCAUGACUUUGCUCCCGCUUCUUCUGAAUCUGCUGAUUAUCAACUACUUCUUGCAUGCCUCCUGCCCGACCUCCGCUGUGUGGAGCUUUGAUCUUCAGAGGAGUUUUUUCCACAGUGUUGCACUUGGUACCGGUGGUCUCUGCUGGCAAGGUAUACAUAUAUAUAUAUUCUUUGAUGAUAUUAAUAACAGCAAUGCUGGCUGGUGAUGAAGUCUGCCUGUUGGAAUUGCAUUGGGUUUGAUGAUUACUAUGACCGACGGGUAUAUAUUGCAGUAUAUCCAUUUAGCAUUCACGAGUGUUUCUUAAAUAUGGGCUCGUUUGUAUUGGUGAAUAUUAGAGCGAUGUUGACACCUCGCAAGAAGACGGAUGGUAGAGCUAUAGCAGACAAUCCAGAAGCUGAUUUAGUUUAUUCCAGAAUGCAAGCCAAGCCGUGUUUAUUAUUCUUUGAUGAUAGAUGAUACGUAGUCCUUUUGUAGUUAGUACUUGUAAUUUUCAAAGGAGGCCGGGAUCCAUCUAAAUUGGCUCAAUGAGAUGGAUCGUUUGCCAAUGGAAAAUGGGUGCAGUUUUCGGUGUA